Molecule: messenger RNA, 2080 nt
Organism: Branchiostoma belcheri (Belcher's lancelet)
Lineage: Eukaryota; Metazoa; Chordata; Leptocardii; Amphioxiformes; Branchiostomatidae
Product: tubulin alpha-8 chain-like
Exons: 8
Coding region: 272-1636 (454 amino acids)
Biological process (GO): microtubule cytoskeleton organization; mitotic cell cycle
Cellular component (GO): microtubule; cytoplasm
Molecular function (GO): GTP binding; structural constituent of cytoskeleton
Source: RefSeq, a predicted model, not a curated record
UCACACAUCUGUCAUCGACCGUCUAGCUAGCUCCAGAAGCCAACCCUCCCCCUCCCCCUGCACCAGCCGCCUCAAAAAUAGCGCGCGUUACGCCAUCGAUGCCGGCCGGCAGGGGCGUACGUAUCUAUAAAUAGGAGCCGGCUGUUUGCGACAUAUCCAUUUGCAGUGCUUCAAGAGAUACGUCGCACAUCUCCAGAAGACACGUCCGUGGUUACCCACUUCGUCUGUCCACCCGAAUCUCUUUAAGUGCCAAAACCCACCACUACGAAAAAUGCGUGAGUGUAUCUCUAUCCACGUGGGGCAGGCUGGUGUGCAGAUCGGCAAUGCAUGCUGGGAGCUGUACUGUCUGGAACAUGGUAUCCAGAAGGACGGGACCAUGGAGGCGGACCACAAGACGCCCAACUUCAGCGGAGACGACUCCUUCAGCACCUUCUUUAGCGAGACCGACGCCGGCAAACACGUGCCCAGGGCGGUCUUCGUCGAUCUCGAACCCACGGUUAUAGACGAGACGAGGACGGGGCAGUACCGUGCACUCUUCCACCCCGAGCAGCUCAUCUCCGGUAAGGAGGACGCGGCGAACAACUACGCGCGCGGCCACUACACCAUCGGCAAGGAGAUCGUGGAUGUGGUGGUGGAGCGGAUUCGCAAACUGGCGGAUCAGUGCACAGGCCUGCAGGGGUUCCUGGUGUUCCACAGCUUCGGCGGCGGGACUGGGUCAGGGUUCACCUCGCUUCUCAUGGAGCGUCUGUCCGUGGACUACGGCAAGAAGUCCAAACUGGAGUUCGCCGUCUAUCCAGCACCACAGGUGUCCACGGCAGUGGUAGAACCCUACAACUCCAUCCUGACCACCCACACCACCCUGGAGCACUCCGACUGCGCCUUCAUGGUCGACAACGAGGCCAUCUACGACAUCUGCCGCCGGAACCUGGACAUCGAGCGCCCGACCUACGUCAACCUGAACCGCCUGAUCGGCCAGAUCGUGUCGUCCAUCACCGCCUCCUUGCGGUUCGACGGCGCACUGAACGUGGACCUGACGGAGUUCCAGACCAACCUGGUGCCGUACCCGCGGAUCCACUUCCCGCUGGUGACGUACGCUCCCAUCAUCUCCGCGGAGAAGGCCUACCACGAGACGCUGAGCGUGUCUGAUAUCACCAACGCCUGCUUCGAACCCACCAACCAGAUGGUGAAAUGUGACCCCCGUCACGGUAAGUACAUGGCCUGCUGUAUGCUGUACCGUGGUGACGUGGUGCCCAAGGACGUUAACGCCGCCAUCGCCACCAUCAAGACCAAGCGGACCAUUCAGUUCGUAGACUGGUGUCCUACUGGCUUCAAGGUCGGCAUCAACUACCAGCCCCCCACGGCCGUGCCUGGCGGAGACCUGGCCAAGGUGCCCCGGGCCGUGUGUAUGCUGAGUAACACCACAGCUAUCGCCGAGGCCUGGGCCAGGCUAGACCACAAGUUUGACCUGAUGUACGCCAAGCGUGCCUUUGUACACUGGUACGUGGGGGAGGGUAUGGAGGAGGGAGAGUUCAGCGAAGCCCGAGAGGAUCUGGCAGCUCUGGAGAAGGAUUACGAAGAGGUGGCAACAGACUCCAUGGAUGGUGAGGGGGAGGAAGACCUGGACGAGGAGUAUUAAAUCCUGAAAAUCAACACCAAGCCUGAAAAGAUUAACUACACAUAACAACACGUGCCAGUAAUAUUGUACUGUAUACUGUAUGGUCACAGUUCCACAAUGGAUUGAUAAUCCACACUUUCUUUAGCUGGUGUUUUUCGGCGAAGGGUGGUUAUACCGGCUAUAUAGAUACAGAAAACGUUCAAGAAGUAACACAAAAUAUCCAUCAUUUCCAUAAUCAGUAAAUGGUAUUAAAAGAUAACUCCUGAGUCCUUUUUGAAGGGUGUACAUGUACGUAGAAAGUAGACUAUGAAAUGAGCAAUACUUUCUUUUUGUACUGCGAACUGAACUGAUUGAAUACGUUCAAUAGAGUAUGAAGGCGACCCUUUGACGUUGCCGUAGUGCUCUUUCGUCGAGGUUUAAGAAAUGUUAAAGAUGAUAGAUUAAUGAAAUAAAAUAGCCAUAAUA